AACCAUUCAUUCAUCGUCUCAUGUGUAAAUUGUAUGAAAGUGAUUUAACGAGUUAUCAGUGGCAAUGCAUAAAUCAUUUUUAAAUGAACAUACUAAAUUUAGAGACAGCUUAAACACUGAGGAUUUGGAUAAAUUUUCAAACUUUUUCAAUGAUAAAGAUAAGAUUAAAUAUAUCUAUGAACGUCUAUAUAAUGAAAGCAUAAAAAUUGAUAUAGAUGAAUCACAACAAUCUCGGGCUAUUGGAAAAAAUGGUACUAAAGUGUUGGAAAUUAAAAAAACAGGCACUAAGUAUUUUCAAAAAUCAGAUAAUAUUCAAGCAUUACAUUGGUACAGCAUAGCGAUUUUAUAUUGUCCUCAAGUUACUAAUGAUUGGCUGAAACAAUUAUCAAUUCUCUAUGCCAACCGGUCAGCGUGUCUUUACCAUUUGAAAUUCUAUGAUCUAGCAAUUGCAGAUAUCCAGAGGGCAUUUGAACAUGAAUAUCCAAAUGAGCUCCGAUAUAAAGUCUAUGAAAGGAAAGCUAAAUGUCUGUUAGCUACUAAUCGUUUGAAAUCUGCACUUGAAUCAUUUAAAGCGACUUUACAGACAUUAGAUGAUUCGAAUCUAUCUCUAGAAAAGAGGCGAAAAUGGCAGCUGGAUGUUCAAAUUAUGGUUGCGAUGCUCUCCCAAGAUAAAAAUGCUAAAAAAGAUGUUGAGCUAAAAAAUAAUAAGGAUAGUCAUAAGUUAUAUGGAGCUCCAAAUGAUUUGUACCCAGCAGCAACAAAUGCAAUGAAAAUAGAAUAUAACUCAUUAGAAGGAAGGCAUGCUAGAGCUUCCAGAAAUAUCCCUGUAGGUAAAGUGAUUCUUAUUGAAAAGGCCUAUGCUUCUGUUUUACUUCAAAAGUAUGGCCAUUCACAUUGUACCAAUUGUUUUAAUAAGUUAAUCGCACCACUUCCUUGCCCUGGUUGUAGUAAUGUAGCGUUUUGUGAUGAAUCAUGUAAGGAAGUUGCUAUGAAAUCAUAUCAUGCUUUUGAAUGUUUAAUGAUGCCAACAUUAUUUUCACAUGAAAUAUCAAUUUCUUGUUUAAUUGCUCUUCGAAUCAUAACUCAAAAACCAUUAAAAUACUUUACUAGCAUUGAAUUUUAUUUAAAUAAACUGCAGGAAUCUAAAUUACCAAGUAUAAAAUAUGAACCCAAUGAUUAUAUUAAUCUGUAUAGUUUGGUCACUCAUCGUGAGUCAAGAUCUAUUCAUGAUAUAUUACAUAGAGCUCACCUCGCAACAUAUUUUUUGUGGAAUUUGAAAAAGACAAAUUACUUUCCAAAACAUGAUAAUGAAAAUGAAUUUUUAACUGACGAUGAAGCUUUCAUAGGAAGUUUAAUUCUUCACCAUCUUGAACUUCUUCAAUUUAACGCUUUCGAAGUUUCAGAAAUACAAGAUUCUAGUGGAAAUGAUCAACAUUCAAUUUUUAUCGGCGGCUCUGUUUAUCCAACACUUGCAUUACUCAAUCAUUCUUGUAACCCAUGCGUCGUUAGGUAUCACAAAGGUACUAGUGUCAUUGUACAGACUAUUCGUGAAUUAGACGUUGAUGAUCCUAUAACGGAAAAUUAUGGACCAAUGUUUGCAUUCCACACUAAAGAUGAACGACAGAAUACACUUAAAAAACGGUAUUGGUUUGAAUGUCAUUGUAUAGCGUGUUCUCAAGAUUGGCCAUUGUAUAAUGAAAUGGAAAUGAGCAGAUCACUCAGAAUUAAAUGCUCAAAUUGUAAAAAUGCAAUCACUAUUUCUUCGGAAUCUAUGGAUUUUACUGCCAAAUGUAAUAUAUGUUUUAAAUCCACCAAUUUAUUUGAAGAUUUAAAAGUUCUACAGAAAACUGAAAGUUUAUUUAGUGAAGCAAAAAUUUGUAUGGGUAAUGGAGAUUAUCUAAAGGCUUUACCAAUAUUGUCAUCUCUCUUGACAUUAUUUCACAAGCACCUAGUACAACCAUUUAAGGAUUAUCAUUUAUGUCAAGAAGCUGUAAAAAAAUGUAUACUAGCAUUAGGAAAUAAGCAAAAAAGAAUAAUUAAAUAGUGUAUAGUUGUCAGUAUUUUAUUAGUUUAUUUUUAAGAUAAUUCAUAAAUAUAAUUAAUACAAUUCAUAUAAAGCCUAGAAAUUAUAGUCAUUAUAAAAAAUAUAUGUGCAAAAAAAAAUUAUAAAUCUAUUAACAUGUAAUAUCAAUAAAAGUCUAUAUAAAUAAAUCAUAAAUUUUAGUCUUUUGUACCAUUUUUCUAAAUAGUUCUUUACAUUUAUUCUUACAAUUAAAACUUGUCAAAACAAAAAUUGUUAAAGCUAA
Daktulosphaira vitifoliae (grape phylloxera) is the source of this 2306-nucleotide messenger RNA. Its product is annotated as SET and MYND domain-containing protein 4-like. The record is from RefSeq and is a predicted model, not a curated record. The coding region runs from base 65 to 2044 and encodes 659 amino acids. Gene Ontology annotation, molecular function: protein binding. The transcript has 9 exons. Lineage: Eukaryota; Metazoa; Arthropoda; Insecta; Hemiptera; Phylloxeridae.